GCUUUUCAAUCGUGGUUAAUGCGAAUUAUGAACUUUUGCAUUGUAUUUUAUUUGAUUUUAUUCUUUUUGUAGUUACGAUAAUUUCUAAGUACAUAAUAUUUAAAACUCGUUUGCUACGUAAGUGACUUAAUUGUGCGGCAAUAUGAAUUAGCCAGAGUAAGAUGUUUCGGUUUGGUGGUUUCCAAGUGUUUACGGUUUGUUCCACAUAAUAUAAUUUGGUCACGUCUCCUGCGAAAUCCUACGUUGUGCAUGUAUCGCUGUCGAGCACAGCGCUCUGUGUUAUGUCACAUGUUCGGUGACGACCGCUGCGCCCGCGCCGCCUGCUGUGACAUCACCUAAGUGACCUACCUACCAUGUGACUCUCAGUGCCUCACAAUAUUUUAUACUAUUUAUAUUUUUGCUACUAUUCACAUUUUGAAAUUUUACAAUUUUUUUAAAUCGAACGCAUGGAUCCGAGGUCUCCGUCGCCAUCCGCAGCCGACAGUGAAAUAAAAAAUGAGGAAAAGGAAAAAAUGGCAAACAAUAAUAGGGAGAGGCCGGGCGAGGAGGAGGGCGGGAACGCGAACGGAGACGACGACAGCUCCGGCAACUCCACCGAUAGCGAGGAGCUGGUGAACGCCAUCAACUACAACACCAUCACAUCGCUGGCGGCGCUCAAGGACAUCAUCCAGGGGGACAGCGACGACACCACCGAGGCCGACAGCUUCUUCCAGCACUACUUCAUGAACCACUGCAACAACCUGUCCAGCAGAAACUCCAACUCCGCCUCGCCCUUCCCCGUCAACGAGCGCCGCAGGUUGUCGCAGUGUCGCGAGGAGGACGAGGACGACGAGAGAAAGAAUACGCAUCACAAACCCCGGGCCCAUAGCGACGCGGCCGAUCACAACGACGCCAUCGCACACCACAUCACAAACAAUAAUGCACAAUUAACGGGGGGCGAUACCAGCGACGAUUCCAAGAGGACAGUGAUGGGGGCCAAGCACAAAUUCCUGGUGACGAAGACGGAGCCCCCGCCGCCGCCCGUCGCGCGCGCCCUGCGCACACACCACAACAACGCGCACACCGUGCACUUCGGCACGAAGGGCGCUGAGGAGCAGAGGCCCAGCAUCAGGGCCAUCUUCGCGGGCCAGAACCUGCACAGGGACAAGAACUACUUCGACAGCAGCCUCAUUGAAAUUAGGUCCACUGUGGACGGGCUCGCCCCCAGCUCCGAGGACAUUUGGGUGAAGCGUACUGAAGACAAAAAGGCGCUUCUCACCAAGGAACCGAAUGAUAAAUCAGCUAAGAAAGAAUUAAUCAAGAAGGCGGAUGUUGAAAAACCUGAGCAGUUCAGAGCUAGAUCUGGCACAUGGGGGGCUCAGUCUGCCGGCAAAGAGAAAGAAGGUUUGAAGAAGAUAAAGAAGGAGAAGGAAGUGAGAAGGAGCAGUGAUGAGAGGCGGCAAAAAAGAGAGCAACGCCUGGACGCGGCUAUCACGCGCAGCACCCAGUCUGUCGGGGAGAGGAAGCGACGCAGCUCCGAUGAUGGCCAGGCACAUCCCAUGUACCAGCAGACUAUACACGGCACGAGCGGCGUCAGUCGUCGGCCGGCGCUGUUCGACAUGUUCAAGUCGCGAAGCCGAGACGCGCGCGACACGCGCAAGCCGCCCUCCAUUAUGCAGCAGGUCAUGGCGGCGAUGCAGAGCAUGACCAAGACGCCGACGAAGGAUCUAGACAAGGACACGCCGCUGGGCUCCCCCACUCCCACACCAACUGCAACGCCCACGCCCACUCCCACACCCACGGUCAAGGCGAGAGAUGGAUCCGCACAUCCCCAUCCAGGCAGUGAUACCAGGUACUACCACACAGUGACGGCGUCUGCGUCGCGUCGGCCGUCGGCCAUGGCGAAGGUGAUGGACAUAUUCCGCGGACGAGCCGCCCCCGCCGCGCCCGACCCCGCCGAGAAGCGACGCAUUAGGGCGAUCUCUCAGCAGCAACAGUAUGCCGCUGGUGCGUAUCUACGUCGUGCGGCGUCCCAGGAGGCGGAGAAGCGGCGGUCGUCGCUGGGCCACCUGCCAGCGGCGAGGCAUCGCGCGUCGGACGCCUUUCUCGACCCUCACCAUGCCGCCAUAUUGUUCAGGGACUCGAGAGGGUUGCCGGUAGCAGAUCCAUUCCUGGAGAAAGUCAGUCUUUCAGAUUUAGAGGAGGAUGAGUCGCAGAUCUUCGUGAAGUUCUUCAAGUUCCACAAGUGCUACGACCUGAUCCCCACAUCCGCCAAGCUGGUGGUCUUCGACACGCAGCUCCUCGUGAAGAAGGCAUUCUUCGCGCUCGUUUAUAACGGUGUCCGCGCCGCGCCGCUGUGGGACUCGCAGCGUCAGCGGUUCGUGGGGAUGCUCACCAUCACGGACUUCAUCAAGAUACUGCAGAUGUACUACACCAGCCCCGACGUCGCCAUGGAUGAGCUGGAGGAGCACCGCCUCGAGACCUGGCGACAAGUGUUGAAAGGCUCCGUGAUGCCGCUGGUAUCGAUAGGGCCGGACUCGUCCCUGUACGAGGCCAUCAGGAUGCUGAUCGCCAACCGCAUACAUCGGCUGCCCGUCAUCGAUCCCAACACAGGCAACGUCCUCUAUAUACUGACGCACAAGAGGAUACUGCGAUUCCUGUUCCUAUACAUAAACGAGCUGCCCAAGCCGGCGUACCUGCAGUGCCGUCUGCGCGAGCUCCGCAUCGGCACCCUCAGCGGCAUCGAGACAGCCACCGAGGACACGAGCAUCAUCGACGCGCUACGCAAGUUCGUCAACCGCCGCGUCUCCGCGCUACCGCUCAUCGACACCGAGGGACGACUCAAGGAUAUAUACGCCAAGUUUGACGUCAUUAAUCUAGCGGCAGAGAAGACGUACAACAACCUGGACGUAUCGCUGAAGCAGGCCAACGAGCACCGCAACGAGUGGUUCGAGGGCGUGCAGAAGUGCAACCUCGACGAGACGCUGUACGACGUGAUGGAGAGGAUCGUCCGGGCUGAGGUGCAUCGUUUGGUGGUCGUCGAUGAAGAAGACAAAGUGAUAGGCAUCAUAUCCCUGUCGGAUCUGCUCAUGUACCUCGUCCUGCGGCCCACCGGCGCCUGCGAGGGGGUCAGCCUGCGCAACGAGCACGGACCGAUCGAGGAGAAGGACGAGACCACCAGAGACACCGAGACCAGAGACCACGAGACCGCACACCCAGAGACCAAGGACGACACCACGAGUGAGAGUGACUCAGUGCAAUGAGUGAAUGAACCUAACUCGUGGACUUAGAUCGGGUGUGAGAGACCUUAAAUACGCGCAAUGUAUGCGGGCCUAAAGGCACUACGCGCGGUUAGACCCGCUUUUUGAGGGUAUUAAGCGUUGGAUCGGAUUGAGUGUUGUGCCUAUGACCUCAAGAUUAACGUAGGUAUAUUUGAUUUGACAGGUGACAUUGUUUAAGUAUAUCUUCGUUUAGUACUUAUUAUUGUUAAAGACGAUGUUGCGUUGAUGUCUCGGCGAUGUACAGAAUUACAACGGUCGGUCGAUAGCCGGCUACUACCGGGUUUAUUAUUUAUACAUAACUCUUAAUAUUUUGUGACAUAAAUUCAAAGUAAUAUAGCGCAAUUGAAAUCUAUAGUAAUAUUAUUCUAGUUUUCCAGUUCCCAGGUCGGAUUGUAUUUAGGAAUGGUGCGUUUGUUGGGAUUAAUAUAAACUUCCUGUGUAAGUCCAGCUUUAAAGCUACUCGUGUGCCAAAUUUUAACCAAAUCCAUUCUUUUUUACCAAUAAAAACUACACAUUUAUUAUAUUGCCUUAUUUCUUAAAACUUGGGUACUGGAUGUUCUUAUUAUAAUAGUGAUAUCCAAUAUUGAGAUGAUAUAUUCCAACUUCCAAUGGACUUCUGAAAUCUUGAAAUAUAUGGGGGAAUGUUUUCAAAUGGCCAAGUAUAACACUCGAAAAUCCAAGUUCAAUUUCAACAGCAAGUAAAACUGCGUAAAGAAGCAUUUUCUCGGCCAAAAAUCAAACAUUUGUAAAUAAAAAGGAUUCGAUUUUUGGCUCCGAAAAUUUCUGAAAAAAAUUAUUGUGCAGUUUUAGUUUGUUGCUGAAAUUCUGGCAAUUUUGUUCUUAAAUUGUCCAUUUUGAAUAUUUAAACUAUAUUCUCUCUACGGGGAGUUAAGGUUGUCAGUUAAUUCGAAAGAGAUAUUUUACGGAUGUAGAAAAUAUAUGAAAUUACGAAUGAAUGCUUCAUGGAUUCUAGACAAUUCGUUUAUUUUUUAUAUUCGUUUCGCUCGGAAAAGUUAACUCGAAAGCUGAUCUGCGGAGCGUUAACAGGGUUGACCUAAACUCGUGGCGAACAUAUCUAUUCUUCCAUCAUUCUGUGUUGCCUAUUUGGCUAGAGUCAGAGAAGUGCGAAACGGCGAAGUAUAAACUCGAAAGAAUAGAAGAAGAUUUCAGUUAUAAAAAACAACAUAUUCGUUUAUUCCUUGACAUUUUUGUAUAUUCUCUAGAAAGUAGAAACUUUUUCUAUGUUGGCCCCGGUAAACACUCAGGUGUGGUUAACUCUUUUAAACCGAUAGCAAAUGGGGUCCAAAUUGACUCCAUCGUAGCAAAUGGGGGUACAAUUUGACCCCAUCGUAGCAAAUGGGGGUACAGUUUGACCCCAUCGCGGCUCUCGAGUCGACUUCCGAGCGUUCGACUUCCGAGCGUUAUCGGUAACAUGCUCACGCUCGUUUAAAGUAUUAUAACUAAGUAUUGUGUUAUUAAUUUAUGUGUAGUUUUAAUGUUAGACUGUUAACACGUGGCGAGUGAGGUGUGAGGAUGCGUGGCAUAGCGCACACUACACAGGUUUGAUAGAAUAUUAAUAAAAUUCGGUUCAUUAA
Molecule: messenger RNA, 4855 nt
Organism: Aricia agestis (brown argus)
Lineage: Eukaryota; Metazoa; Arthropoda; Insecta; Lepidoptera; Lycaenidae
Gene: Snf4agamma
Exons: 16
Coding region: 447-3242 (931 amino acids)
Source: RefSeq, a predicted model, not a curated record